Messenger RNA from Perognathus longimembris pacificus (Pacific pocket mouse), 2302 nucleotides. RefSeq names its product regulator of G protein signaling 16 (gene Rgs16). NCBI's taxonomy places the organism in Eukaryota, Metazoa, Chordata, Mammalia, Rodentia, Heteromyidae. Bases 121 to 729 code for a protein of 202 amino acids. The transcript is spliced from 5 exons. The record is from RefSeq and is a predicted model, not a curated record.
UUGAACCAAACCCGCGCCUGUUGGCACUUGCUGCAUUCGCUUUCCUGUCUUCUUGCGCUCGCGGACCCUCUGGAGCCCGCCAGCUUCCUAUUCAAGACGUAUUGCCCCUCGCCCGCCACCAUGUGCCGCACACUAGCUGCCUUCCCCACCACCUGCCUGGAGAGAGCCAAAGAGUUCAAGACACGACUGGGGAUCUUCCUUCACAAAUCAGAGCUGGGCUCUGACACCGGGAGUCUUGGCAAGUUCGACUGGGGCAGUAAACACAGCAAAGAAAGCAAAAGCUUCUCAGAAGAUGUGCUGGGAUGGAAAGAAUCCUUCGACUUGUUGCUGAGCAGUAAAAAUGGAGUGGCUGCCUUCCACACUUUCCUGAAGACAGAGUUCAGCGAGGAGAACCUCGAGUUCUGGCUAGCCUGUGAGGAGUUCAAGAAGAUCCGAUCAGCUGCCAAGCUGAGCUCCAGGGCUCAACGCAUCUUUGAUGAGUUCAUUCGCAGUGAAGCCCCUAAAGAGGUGAACAUAGACCAUGAGACCCGGGAACUGACAAGGACAAAUCUGCAAGCUGCCACAGCCACCUGUUUUGAUGUGGCUCAAGGGAAGACACGCACGCUGAUGGAGAAGGACUCUUACCCACGCUUCCUGAAGUCCUCUGCUUACCAAGACUUGGCUUCCCAAGCCUCAGCCGCCACCACAUUCACAUCCAGCUGCAGCCCGGCUGAACCCUCACACACAUGAGCUGCUAGGCUGUGAGGAAGCCAGUUGGAAGCGAGGUGGGGUCACCCUUCCCCGAGGCGGCUGCCCCUGCAUGGAAGGCAGGCUCUGCCCUGCAAGUGCAAGAGGACAGUGAAGGGAAAGAGUUCCCAGAAGCCUGGACAAACAAGAUCAUCCAUCCCCCUCCUCCAGAUACUGUGCGAGAGGGGCUGCCACUUCCUGUGGUUAAGGGCUGACCAGGGUGGCCACGUGGGGCUCUCUGGGGGAAAAGAAUGAGGUGCACAGCUAAGCACUUACUCUUCCCAUGGGUGAGGAAGCAUUCCAAGGUGGGAAACAGAGUGGAAAAGAUGACCACAUCAGCUGUUUGCCUGCAGAUCAGUUGACUUUGAUGGAAUCCUCUUUUCCUAAUUCCCAGAUAGGGCCCGGAAGGAACUGAAGUUAUAGAAUCUUUGCGUUCUGCCCUCCUCACCUGUCCCAGGUCACUCUAGUGUCCCUGAGCUUCGGCUUCUUAACACUCUACUGUGUCCAUCUUCAAGGUCAGCGAGUCAAUGUGAUUUCUUGCCCAGGAGGAGAUUUGUAUACCUCAAAAGCUGGCCUGGAGCCCCUCUCCAGGUCAGGAGUGAGUUCUGAAUGAGAAAUGAGUGCUCCUGGGACCCCGGUUUGGGUGCUUUGGGGGCGGGGGCUCUUACAGCUGGCUCCUGACCCUGAGUGUGUAGCACGAUCCACUUAAACCAGAGUCUAUUGAAGGGCCUUGCUGAGUUCUUUCCUGCCCUUGCAGGUGGGCUGAGGGAGGAGGGGGGUGGGAGGCCUCAGGCAGCUACUCCACUUCUCAUGCCAACCAGUGUGGAAUGAGGGAGAAAGGGAUCCUAAGAAACAAAUCUCUUGCAGAGCCCGGAAAUUCUCCUGAAAGCAAGGAAAAAAGAGAUGCCCAGGGUAGAAGGAAUGCCUGUGUUUCUUUCCUGAUACACACUGGAGGGUUGGGAGUGAUGGGGACAGGGGACCACACUAACCCUGGGACAGAAGACAGAAGCUGGGAGGGAAGUUGGGGACAGCGCUGCUUGGAAGAGUAUCAUCUGGGAGGAAGUUAGACUACCUGUCACCCCAGGGCCUCACUGAACAAACCUUGUGGCCAAGACUUCCUGUACUGAGCCCAGGAUAGGGAGAUGAGUUUGCCAGGCAGCCCAAUAACCCCUUCCCCCUGGGGUGGGGGUGGGGGUGCUCAGGAUAACACUGUUCUCUCUGCACUUGAGCUGCUCCAGGAGGAAAUUAUUUAAGUACUAUUGGUAUUGUGUUGAUUGUCAUAUUUUUUGUUGUUACUUCUGUUGCUGAUAUUAUUUAUUACCGCAAUUUGUUUGCCUCGACUGGAGAAUUUCAGCAGGAGUUGCUGCCUGCCUGUCCCCCUUUCUCCACCAGACUCUACCUCUGCAUGUGUUAGGAAAACCACUGAGGAAUGUCUGGAACGCCUCACUGUUUUAAUAUUUAUUUAUUGUUGACAAAGGGAGCUGGAUUCCUUGAUAUGAAUGAUGUAUGCAAUCCCCAAUGUUCCUGUUUCAGCAUGUUAUAUUCUUAUAAAAUAAAUAAAAAAACCCAAAUGCAA